Penicillium oxalicum is the source of this 327-nucleotide messenger RNA. RefSeq lists its product as uncharacterized. The record is from RefSeq and is a predicted model, not a curated record. Bases 1 to 327 code for a protein of 108 amino acids. NCBI's taxonomy places the organism in Eukaryota, Fungi, Ascomycota, Eurotiomycetes, Eurotiales, Aspergillaceae. The transcript has a single exon.
AUGGGCUACAUUGAUCAUGACCCCUUCACCAACCGACGGGACUGGAACGCAUGCACACUCGGGAUGCUAUACCCCCAAAGCGAUUUCUUCUGGAGCGUUGAACACUCACCGAAAACACUCAUGCAAGCUCCAUCACCAAAUGACAAAGUUCUGAAGCAGUCCUCCUCACGCAUUGAGCAGGAUCUCAACAUUCCACCACUACAAACUUUCGGACCUCAGGUCGCCUGCGUUGCGAGGAUCGGAUGCAUCAAAGAUCUGUCGAGCGGCGGCUUGUCGGGACGACAGCCCUUUCAGCUCAAACGGGAGGAUGAGACCCGUGACAGGUGA